AUGAGUGCCGUUUUGAGGUCCCUCAAAAGAAAGGUUGCUGUGCACCAAAUUGCAGUGAAGCAGAGGAAGGAGGAGCGGGUGAUCCCCAAAUCGUUUUUGUUAAAGUGCCGCACUCAGGCCAGAAAGGCCAUCCCCGACAUUCUGACUAAUCUGGAGGAGAACUACGCCCAGAAGACGCAGUUCCGUUUCUACGGGCACCUCACCGCGUACCUAUCCAGCAUCUAUGGCCACCGCUGUGGCGUAUUUCAAAAUAUGCUCAUCGAAGAGGUGGAAGGGGCCAAAAAGUCCCAGCAGCAGAACGCCUACCUGAUUAACGUCACCAUGCAUAAAACAAAUCAGGCGUUCGGCCCUGCUCAGGUGUCCCUGGAGCCCGAGGAGUACGAGUGGUGCCAGCGUUUCCUCAAUAUUAGGAACGAGCUGGUCGGUGGGCCGGACGCCAGGUUCUUUUUCUUUACCUCCACGCCCAAUCCCUGCAAAAAUCUGAACAGUUACUUCCAGGCGGCGUGGGCGGAGAUGAACUUGCCAGGGUGCCCGACCUUCACCGACAUCCGGAGCUCCAUCGCCACUCAUGCGAGGAACGCGCACACUGCCGACGACAGGCUCAAGAUAUCUCGGUUCAUGUGCCACGACACCAAAAUCGCAGACAGGUUUUACGCCAUAAAUCUGAACCCCAGGCAGGCCUUGGAGCACCGGCGUCUGUUCGAGGCGGCGCUGGAGGGGCCCGAGCUGUCCCCGGUCAAGCAGGAGCCCAAGCGCAAGCACGCCGGGAGGAAGGCAGCCAAGCCCAGAAAGCGUGCUCGAGAAGAGGAAUCGCCAGCUGACUCGUCCCGCUCCCAGUCCUCUGAAAGCAGCGCCAGUUCAGAGGGAGAAGACGUCGAGGCGGAGUCCCAUACGGACUCUGACAUGGAGGAGCAAGCCGAACCCGGCACCAGCGCCACCCAGAUACAGGCCAGCCCCCGAAGGAUGCGGCAGAGGGCUAUGGUGACUCUGUCGCCGCUGAAAAAGAAGUCCUCCCCUUUCAAAGCUAAAGUAUCAAAGUCCUUCACACCAGAGGGGCUGGCGAAAGCCAGUGAGGCCAGAGAGCGCGUGAAGGCGGUCCUUAAACUCCGCAGCGGUUUCUGCAGGAAGUGA
Xyrauchen texanus (razorback sucker) is the source of this 1131-nucleotide messenger RNA. RefSeq lists its product as uncharacterized. The transcript has 5 exons. The record is from RefSeq and is a predicted model, not a curated record. Lineage: Eukaryota; Metazoa; Chordata; Actinopteri; Cypriniformes; Catostomidae. The coding region runs from base 1 to 1131 and encodes 376 amino acids.